AUGAUAUUGAUUGGAAAGCAUAUAACUACCGCUACUGUUUUCGAUGCAGAAACGUUAAAUCAGAUCAAUUUCAAGUACGAGGUAUUUGAUCACGGGUCUCCACAAAAUACCGCGAUUUGCAAUGCGACAGUCUUCAUAGACGACGUCAAUGAUCAUACGCCUGUUUUCAACCAGCUGUUCUAUGCCGCCAGGAUUAAUGUGAACGAACUGACAGACAAUCGAACAAUUGCAAUAGCUGAAGAUCAGGAUCGAAAACGAGCGGAAACGUUUUUGCUGGUUACGACUGGUCCUGAUAAUGAUUUAUAUCCAAAGUUCGACAAAAGGACAGAACCUUUAAGGAUUCCCUCCACUGCUUCGAUAGGAUCAACUGUGGGAAAAGUUCGAGCCACUGCUGGCUCUCACACUAUCAAAUACCACAUCUCUGAUCACCGAUUCGAUGUCGACUCAUGGGGAAACAUCAUCUUGAUAGGAACUUUGCAAAAUUACGUCGGUCAAGACAUCGUCGAAAAUUCAGUUUCCAACAUCAUCACUGAGUUAGGCGAUGACUACCAAGUGUUGCUAACGGUUCCUCGUACUUCUGCCUUUGCAGUGCGAGAUAGGAAACUUGCCCUAACAUCGCCUUUGGACUAUGAAAAGUCGUCCAGCUAUAAGAUCUUAGUGGGAAACAACAGUGAAACCACCAGACGUACAAAAACUGUGCUAGUUCACAUAAUUCGCGCUGCCAUCAAGGACCCUGGCAUUUCCUUCCCAUCCAAAGAGAUUUCUAUGCUGAUGACAUCUUCGCAAUCUGUGGGAACCAAACUCGGCCGUAUAAUGGCUGAAUCAUCCCUGCCUGUGAAGUAUUACGCUAUUGGGUCAUCCCUAAUCAAA
Messenger RNA from Strongylus vulgaris, 870 nucleotides. The record is from the annotation of a GenBank genome assembly. Lineage: Eukaryota; Metazoa; Nematoda; Chromadorea; Rhabditida; Strongylidae.